UCUGCUUCCACCCUGUUGUUCCCUUUGCUUCAGCUGCACUGGGAUCGCAUCUCCCUUGUUCUGUCCUCAUCUGUGGAGCUGUGAUCUGUAAGGUGGUGGGAGCCGCAGGCGGGACUCAGGGGGCCCAGGAAACCAGAAAUGGACUCGGUGGCCUUUAAGGAUGUUAAUAUGGAGUUCACCAUGGAGGAGUGGGCUUUCCUGGAUCCGAACCAGAAGAAACUCUACACAGAUGUGAUGCUGGAAACCUUCUGGAACCUGGCAUCAGUAGCAUGUAUUUUAGAAGAAAAAUGUGAAGGCCAUGACAGUGAAGAUCAGUAUGAAAAUUAUGGGAUGAAUUUUAGCAGUCAUAUGGUAGAGAGACUCUGUACAAGGAAGGAUGGUAGUCAAUGCAGAGAAAACUUCAGACAGGUCCCAAAUCAUAAUGAAAAGAAGGAAAUGCCUACUGAAAUAAAACAACCUAAAUCAACGUUGUGUAGGCAAAUCUUCAUGGGUUAUUUAUCCUUGAAUAACCACCUGAGCUCUCACAUUGGACCCAACCUGUACCUGUCUCAGGAAUAUGAGGAAAACCCUUAUAAAUGUAAGGAACCUGAGGAAGCUUUCAAGCCUCACCAACAUAUUCGAAGACAUAAAGGCAGCCCCAAUGGGAAAGCUUUCCACUAUUCAACUUCCCUUAGAAAUCAUGAAAGAACACAUAUUGCUGGGAAACUGUAUGAGUGUAAGCAAUGUGGGAAAAGCUUUAAUCAUCUUAGUUACUUUAAACUUCACAAAAACACUCAUAGUGGAGAGAAACCGUAUCAAAGUAAGCAAUGUGGAAAAGCUUUCAGUUCUCCCAAGUACUCUGGAGAAAAUGAGAGAACACACACUGAAGAAAAGCCCUAUCAAUAUAAGAAAUCUGGUAAAGCUUUCAAUUCCGCUUCACUUAGAAAUCGUGAAAGAACACAUACCGGCAAGAAACCUUAUGAAUGUAAGCAAUAUGGCAAAGCCUUCAGUUCUCUUUUUCUUGGAAAUCAUAAAGGAAGUCAUGACAGAAAGAAGCCUCAUGAAUGUAAGGAAUGUGGUAAAACAUUUGCUUAUCCCUCUUUCCUUAGAAUUCAUGAAAGAGCUCAUACCAGGGAAAAACCCUAUGACUGUAAGCUUUGUGGUAAAGUUUUCUCUUCUUCAACUUACCUCCAAAAGCAUAAAAGAAUUCAUACUGGUGAAAAACCUUAUGAAUGUCAGCACUGUGGUAAGUAUUUUAGUUUUUCCACAUCUCUUAGAUAUCAUGAAAAAAUGCAUGCUGGGGACAAACCCUAUGACUGUAAGCAAUGUGGGAAAGCUCUCAGACAUUCCAUUUCUCUUCGAAACCAUGAAAGAAUGCACAUUGGGGAGAAGCCUUAUGAAUGUAAGCAGUGUGGGAAAGAUUUCAGAUAUUCCGCGUCUCUUCGAAAUCAUGAAAGAAUGCAUAUUGGGGAGAAGCCCUAUGAAUGUAAGCAAUGUGGGAAAGCUUUCAGUUCUCCCAGUUCUCUUGCAACACAUAAAAGAAAUCAAAUUCAUGAAAGAGUGCAUACUGGGGAAAAACCCUAUAAAUGUAACCAUUGUGGUAAAGCUUUUUCUUAUCCAGCUUCCCUCCAAAGUCAUGAAACAACUCAUACUAAGCCCUAUGAAUGUAAGCAAUGUGGGAAAGCUUUCAGACAUUCCACUUUUCUUAGAAAUCAUGAAAGGAUGCAUACUGGGGAGAAACCCUAUGAAUGUAAGCAAUGUGGGAAAGCCUUCAUUUCUCUCAGCUCUCUUGGGAAACAUAAAAGAAGUCAUGACGUAAAGAAGCCUCAUGAAUGUAAGGAAUGUGGUAAAACUUUCUCUUACCCAAGUGACCUCCGAUAUCAUGAAAGAACUCAUAAUAAGGAAAAACCGUAUGAAUGUAAGGAAUGUGGUAAAGCUUUGUCUUAUGCACGUUCCCUUCGAUAUCAUGAAAGAAUUCAUAAUAAGGAAAAACCCUCUGAAUGUAAGCCAUAGGGGAAACCCUUUGUUCAUCUCAGUCCCCUUCAAAUUCACAAAAACACUUAAUAGUGGAGAGAAAUCAAAAUGAAUGAAAGAACUCACACUGAAAAUAAGCCCUAUCGCCUAAAGAUUAUAGAUAAGCCUUUGACCAUCCUAAUUAUUUUUUUUUUUUUUUUUUAACCCUACCAGACCACAAAGUACCGAAAAUUAGGUACAGCGGUAUAGCGGCAGAUUCAGAAAUUACCGAAAAAUCGGUAUAGCAGUCUGGUAGGGUUAAUCCUCACCUGAGGAUAUUUUUCCUUUGAGAGAGUGGAAAUUAGAGCAAAAGACAGAGCAAUAUUGAUGUGAGAGAAAUACAUCAAUGGGUUUUGUCCUGCACAGUCCUAGACAUGAAAGCACACACUGUGGAGAUAAGCUCUAUGAAUGGAAGGAAUGUGGUAAAGUUUUCUAU
Molecule: messenger RNA, 2428 nt
Organism: Eptesicus fuscus (big brown bat)
Lineage: Eukaryota; Metazoa; Chordata; Mammalia; Chiroptera; Vespertilionidae
Product: zinc finger protein 791-like
Exons: 5
Coding region: 139-1992 (617 amino acids)
Biological process (GO): negative regulation of transcription by RNA polymerase II
Molecular function (GO): DNA-binding transcription repressor activity, RNA polymerase II-specific
Source: RefSeq, a predicted model, not a curated record